This is a messenger RNA of Lampris incognitus (smalleye Pacific opah), 5039 nucleotides long. It is a transcript of the gene cand1, whose product is annotated as cullin-associated and neddylation-dissociated 1. Gene Ontology annotation, biological process: SCF complex assembly; protein ubiquitination. Gene Ontology annotation, cellular component: nucleus. NCBI's taxonomy places the organism in Eukaryota, Metazoa, Chordata, Actinopteri, Lampriformes, Lampridae. The transcript is spliced from 26 exons. The record is from RefSeq and is a predicted model, not a curated record. The coding region runs from base 199 to 3906 and encodes 1235 amino acids.
CUCCAUUCAAACACAUCCAACCUCCGCGGGAGGAGAACCGAAGCCGAAGUGAAGACAGCAGCCGGCAGAGAAGCAGCGUUUUAGCGAGAGGGAAAGAGCAGUUCCGUCUGUGCAGCGUAGCUUAUCUCUCAGCAGCUCCUCCUCUCUUACCCGCGCAAGGUGACCACGAAGUGCUCGUAGCAGCAGGGACACGCAGAUAUGGCGAGUGCCUCCUACCACAUCUCCAACCUGCUGGAGAAAAUGACGUCCAGCGACAAGGACUUCAGGUUUAUGGCCACUAAUGAUUUGAUGUCAGAGUUGCAGAAAGAUUCCAUCAAGCUGGAUGAUGACAGUGAGCGGAAGGUGGUGAAGAUGAUUCUCAAACUGUUGGAAGACAAGAACGGAGAAGUACAGAACCUGGCUGUUAAAUGCCUGGGCCCUCUGGUGAGCAAGGUGAAGGAGUAUCAGGUGGAGACAAUAGUAGACACUCUGUGUACCAACAUGCUGUCAGACAAGGAACAGCUCCGAGACAUUUCCUCUAUUGGCCUCAAGACAGUGAUAGGAGAACUGCCACCUGCCUCUAGUGGCUCUGCUCUGGCAGCUAGUGUGUGUAAGAAGAUAACAGGUCGUCUGACGAGCGCCAUCGCCAAACAGGAGGACGUCUCUGUCCAGUUGGAGGCUCUGGACAUAAUGGCUGACAUGCUCUGCAGACAGGGCGGUCUCCUGGUAAAUUUCCAUCCAUCCAUUCUGAGCUGUCUGCUUCCUCAGCUCACCUCCCCCAGACUGGCAGUAAGAAAGAGGACCAUCAUGGCGCUGGGACACCUGGUGAUGUCAUGUGGGAAUCUGGUUUUUAUCGACCUGAUUGAACAUCUGCUGGCUGAACUAGGACGCAAUGAAAACAUGUCGACUACCAGGACCUAUAUCCAGUGUACUGCCGCCAUCAGUAGACAGGCCGGACACCGGAUUGGGGAGUAUUUAGAGAAGAUCAUCCCUUUGGUGGUGAAGUUUUGUAAUGUAGAUGAUGAUGAACUUCGAGAAUACUGUAUCCAGGCCUUUGAGUCCUUCGUUAGGAGGUGUCCGAAGGAGGUGUACCCCCAUGUUCCCACAGUGAUCUCGCUCUGUCUGCGUUACCUGACUUACGACCCCAACUAUAACUAUGACGAUGAGGAUGAGGAUGACAACGCCAUGGACGCAGAGCAGAACGAUGAAGAUUACCAAGGCAGUGAUGAUGAAUAUAGUGAUGAUGAUGAUAUGAGCUGGAAGGUGCGGCGAGCGGCUGCUAAGUGUUUGGAUGCUGUGGUUUCCAGUCGUCAUGAGAUGUUACCAGAGUUCUAUCGCUCUGUUUCUCCUGCGCUCGUCUCUCGCUUCAAGGAGCGGGAGGAGAAUGUGAAGGCUGAUGUGUUUCAUGCGUACCUAUCCCUGCUGAAGCAGACCAGACCGGCUCAGAGUUGGCUGACUGACCCUGAUGCUAUGGAGCAAGGAGAGACCCCUCUGACCAUGCUGCAGAGCCAGGUUCCUAUGAUAGUCAAGGCUCUCCAUAAGCAGCUGAAAGAGAAGAGCGUUAAAACCAGACAGUGUUGUUUCAACAUGCUGACUGAACUGGUUACUGUUCUGCCAGGAGCGCUGAGCCAGCACAUCCCUGUACUAGUACCAGGUAUAAUCUUCUCUCUAAAUGACAAGUCCAGCAGUUCCAAUCUGAAAAUCGAUGCCUUGGCUUGUCUCUAUGUGGUGCUGUGCAGCCACCCAGCCCAUGCCUUCCACCCACAUAUCUCUGCUCUUGUACCGCCUGUGGUGGCCUGUGUUGGAGACCCCUUCUACAAAAUCACAUCUGAAGCCCUGCUGGUCACACAGCAGCUGGUCAAGGUCAUCCGACCUCUUGACAGCCAAUCAGAGGGCUCAGAGAGUUUUGACCCCUCCCCCUACAUCAACGAUGUGUUUAGCUGUACAAUCAGACGUCUCAAAGCUGCUGACAUCGAUCAGGAAGUCAAAGAACGAGCCAUUUCCUGUAUGGGCCAGAUCAUCUGUAAUCUAGGUGACCAUCUCCCCUCAGAGCUCCGUGGAACCCUGUUGAUCUUUCUAGAGCGUCUGAAGAAUGAGAUCACAAGGCUGACCACUGUAAAAGCAUUGACACUGAUAGCGGGCUCUCCGCUGAACAUUGACCUAAGGCCCGUUCUCCCUGAUGCCGUUCCCAUUCUUGCCUCCUUCCUCCGCAAGAACCAGCGGGCACUGAAACUCAGUACCCUGGCUGCUCUGGAUAUUCUGCUUAGAAACUACAGUUCAGCAGUGACUCCAGCGAUGGUGGAUGCCGUGUUAGCAGAGCUUCCUCCUCUGAUCUCAGAGAGCGACAUGCAUGUUUCCCAGAUGGCUCUGAGCUUUCUCUCCACGCUAGCCCACACACACCCCUCCUCACUGGGCCAGCUGAGUGGCGGGGCCAUCCUAACACAGCUCAUCACGCUGGUCCGAUCCCCACUCCUGCAGGGAGGAGCCCUCGCAGCCAUGCUCGACUUCUACCAGGCGUUGGUAGCCACAGACACUCCUGGUCUUGGUUAUAUGGACUUGCUGCGGAUGCUGACGGGACCAGUGUAUGCCCAGAUUUCUGCGUUAGCUCAUAAACAGGCCUACUGCUCCAUCGCAAAAUGUGUGGCUGCCCUUACGACCGCCUGUCCCAGAGAGGGCCUUGCAGUCGUCGGACAGUUCAUCCAGGAUGUGAAAAACAGUCGCUCAACUGACUCCAUCAGACUGCUCGCUCUGCUCUCAUUGGGUGAGGUGGGGCAUCAUGUAGACCUCAGCAGCCAACCGGAACUCAAGACGGUCAUCUUGGAUGCAUUCUCUUCUACCAGCGAAGAGGUCAAGUCUGCAGCCUCCUAUGCUUUAGGGAGUAUCGCUGUAGGGAACCUCCCAGAGUAUCUCCCCUUCGUGCUGCAAGAGAUCUCGUCUCAGCCCAAACGCCAGUACCUCCUCCUGCACUCCCUCAAAGAGAUCAUAGGAUCAGCCUCAGUAUCAGGACUGAAGCCCUACGUGGAGUCUGUGUGGUCUCUCUUGUUGAAGCACUGCGAGUGUCAGGAGGAAGGAACCAGGAAUGUGGUGGCUGAGUGUCUGGGAAAACUCACCCUGAUCGACCCCGAGACCCUGCUGCCCCGGCUCAAAGGAUACCUGCUCUCUGGCUCGUCCUAUGCCAGGAGCUCCGUGGUCACAGCCGUGAAGUUCACCAUCUCAGACCAACCGCAGUCUAUCGACCCUCUGCUGAAGAACUGUAUAGGUGACUUCCUGAAGACUCUUGAGGACCCAGACUUGAAUGUGCGUCGUGUUGCCUUGGUAACCUUCAACUCAGCAGCCCAUAAUAAGCCCAGUUUGAUCCGAGAGCUGCUGGACUCAGUUCUACCGCAUCUUUACAACGAGACCAAAGUCCGAAAGGAACUAAUCAGAGAGGUUGAAAUGGGACCAUUUAAACACACAGUAGAUGAUGGCUUGGACCUGAGGAAGGCAGCGUUUGAGUGUAUGUACACUCUGCUGGACAGCUGUCUGGACCGGUUGGACAUCUUUACCUUCCUAAACCACGUAGAGGACGGACUUAAAGAUCACUACGACAUUAAGAUGCUGACCUUCUUGAUGCUGGCCAGACUGUCCUCUCUAUGUCCCAGUGCUGUCCUGCAGAGACUGGACAGGCUGGUAGAACCCCUGAGGGCCACCUGUACUACCAAGGUGAAGGCCAACUCGGUGAAGCAGGAGUUUGAGAAGCAGGAUGAGCUGAAGCGUUCUGCAAUGCGGGCAGUGGUGGCGCUGUUGACAAUUCCAGAGGCGGAGAAAUCUCCUCUGAUGUCAGAGUUCCAGUCCCAGAUCUCCUCCAAUCAGGAGCUGGCGGCCAUCUUUGAUUCCAUCCAGAGGGACUCCAGUUCAGCCAACAUGGAGUCUAUGGACACUAGUUAAGGAGACGACAGUUCCCAUGAUGCAACACGGCACCACUGCUGCUGGAGUGCUACCCUGCAGCAUGUAUCCAUGACAACAGGAUGUGUGCGCGUGCGUGCACGCACACACACACACACAUAAACACACACACACACACACACACACACACACCCGCACACACACCCGCACACACACCCGCACACACACAAACCCAUGGUUUUUGACAUGUCUAGUUCUCACACAACCUCUCCUAGUGACCGAUCGUUCCCAUGAUGCAUUGCACUGAGUCAGCAGUUAGAGGAGAAGAGACUUUUUGUUUUUCUUGCGAAGCCAGCUGAUUGGCUGAUCUUCCUGGUCAUCUUCCUUCCUUUUUUAUUCUUUUGGGCUUUUGUUCUUGUUUUCUAAUUCCACAGAGUUCCACAGGUAUUGUAACCUGGUUGGGUGUUGCUGAGUGACUGACAGUUGGCAUGAAAUCAAACUGACCAAUGGCGAAUGGCCUGGCUGAGCUCUGGCAACCAGUUGGAGAAGGCCUUGCUCUGUUGAACUGGCGCUGUCAACCAUUAGGAUACAAAGGGUCAUGUGAUGGGCAGGGUUUUACUGUUUGUGGACCAAUCAGCUCCUUUGUUCCUUGGGACCAGCUUCAGUAGUCCCUCCCUCACGCCAUUACUUCCUGUCCCUUCGUUCCCUUUCCUAAGAGAAGGAAGGAGAGGAGUCUCUGACCAGACCAGACUAAAUGAUACCAGACCGGACUAAAUAAUAAUGGCUCAAACUAAAAGAUACCAGACCAGAAUGAAUUAUACCAGGAUCCUGUCCUUGGAUCUGCCACAUAAUACCUAUGAACUUGUACCAAACCUCUCCCCUUUUCUUGUAGUUUUCUUUUAUAAGCUUCUAAUCAGGCCAGAUCUCUUUUAGUGUCGCUAUGGGAAUAUGGUUUGAUAAUAUGGCUAUGUUCUGAAUUGCCUACAUUACCCAUGAUGCUCAGCCCAGUGGAGGUGUGGUCAUGAGACAAAGGUUUUGACACAUUCCACUGAGUCCGCUGGCCAGUCGAGAGGCCAAACAUCUGAUCUGAUCUGUUCUGGUCUGGUUUUGGUCUGGUUUUGGUCAGAUUGAUCCACUGUUGUUUAUUGCUCAGUUAAUAAAGAGGUCCAUUUCUG